Molecule: messenger RNA, 1390 nt
Organism: Euleptes europaea (tarantolino)
Lineage: Eukaryota; Metazoa; Chordata; Lepidosauria; Squamata; Sphaerodactylidae
Gene: ERGIC2
Product: ERGIC and golgi 2
Exons: 15
Coding region: 145-1278 (377 amino acids)
Biological process (GO): retrograde vesicle-mediated transport, Golgi to endoplasmic reticulum; endoplasmic reticulum to Golgi vesicle-mediated transport
Cellular component (GO): COPII-coated ER to Golgi transport vesicle; endoplasmic reticulum; membrane
Source: RefSeq, a predicted model, not a curated record
GAGCUCUGCAAGGGCUGCGAGAGAAUCUCUGCCCACGGACUUGCUUUGCUCUGCAGUCUCUCCAUGAUACUGAAUAACACCGGCAGGAGGAACAGAACAUCAAGAGUGAAUAUAUGAAGGAAAAUAUUGAGAAACCUGCUGAAGAUGAGGCGCCUGAAUCGGAAGAAGACCUUGAAUUUAAUGAAAGAGUUGGAUGCCUUUCCAAAAGUUCCUGAAAGCUACAUUGAGACGUCUGCAAGCGGAGGAACAGUUUCUCUAAUCGCAUUUACUACUAUGGCUCUUUUAACCAUCAUGGAGUUUACAGUCUAUCAAGACACCUGGAUGAAAUAUGAAUAUGAAGUAGAUAAGGAUUUUAUUAGUAAAUUAAGAAUCAAUAUAGAUAUUACCGUUGCAAUGAAGUGUCAGUACAUCGGGGCUGACGUGUUGGAUUUGGCAGAAACAAUGGUGGCCUCCGCUGAUGGAUUAGUUUAUGAGCCAGUAAUAUUUGAGCUCAGCCCCAUGCAAAAAGAAUGGCAAAGGAUGCUGCAUAUAAUCCAGAGCAGGCUGCAGGAAGAACACUCACUUCAAGAUGUAAUAUUCAAAAGUGCUUUUAAAAGUGCUUCAACAGCCUUACCACCCAGGGAAGACAACUCAUUGCAGCCCCCAGAUGCUUGCAGAAUUCAUGGGCACCUGUACGUUAAUAAAGUGGCAGGAAACUUUCACAUAACUGUGGGCAAAGCAAUUCCGCAUCCGAGAGGCCACGCACAUUUGGCAGCCCUCGUGAGCCAUGAGUCAUACAAUUUCUCCCAUAGGAUAGAUCACUUGUCUUUUGGAGAGCUCAUCCCAGGCAUUAUUAAUCCUUUAGAUGGUACAGAAAAGAUUGCAUCAGAUCACAACCAGAUGUUCCAGUACUUUAUCACAAUUGUGCCAACAAAACUCCAUACGUCUAAAAUUUCAGCAGAAACUCAUCAGUUUUCAGUUACAGAAAGGGAAAGAGUGAUCAAUCACGCAGCUGGCAGCCAUGGGGUGUCAGGGAUUUUCAUGAAAUACGACAUCAGUUCCCUGAUGGUGACAGUGACAGAAGAGCACAUGCCGUUCUGGCAGUUCUUGGUGAGACUUUGUGGUAUCGUUGGAGGAAUCUUCUCUACUACAGGAAUUUUACAUGGCAUUGGAAGAUUCAUUGUGGAAAUUGUCUGCUGUCGUUUCAAGCUAGGCUCUUCUAAAUCUACAUCUGUCACGCAUCAAGACGGUCACUUAAAUAACCACGUACCUCUCACAACAGAUGACACUAUGCAUUAGCACCUUCUGCAGAAACUGUUUUUGCUUGCUUUCUGCCUGAUGCAGAAGACAUUUUUUAUAACAAAAAAACAUUGUGCAAUAUGUUGCGACAGUGCUUGAUUGGGAGCAGGAA